AUGGCUUUUGAGCACUGCGUUUCGCAGCAAUGGAAAACCAUCCCAAGCCCCAUGACCGUGACAGAAAAUUUUGAUGGGUGUUUUGAUUGCAACAUCUGCUUAGAUUUUGCACAUGAACCAGUUGUCACUCUUUGUGGUCACCUCUACUGCUGGCCCUGCAUCUACAAGUGGCUCCACUUCCAAAGUGCUUCUCUUGCACCUGAUGAGCACCCACAAUGCCCUGUUUGCAAGGAAGAUAUAUGCCACACGACAAUGGUUCCUCUCUAUGGACGUGGCCAGGCCAUAGCUCAUAGUGACCGUGAUGUGAAGGCUUCCUAUAGAGGCAUUUUCAUUCCACCAAGACCAUCUGCUUUGGGUACCCAAGCUCUCAUGCCAACAUCGUCUCAAAGUGGUCAGCAACUUCCAUAUCGCAAUCCUUAUCAGAGUCAGCAUUUCAACCCUCCUUUAUACGAAGAACAGGAUGGAUCAUCAUCACAAGUUCUCAAUCCUGGUACCAUGGCACCCGGGUUCCCCCACCUUGUGGUUGGGAUGUUUGGAGAGAUGUUUUAUACCCGAGUCUUUGGCAACUCAGAAAAUUUAUACACUUACCCAAACUCUUACCACCUGGCAGGAAGUAAUAGCCCCAGGUUGAGAAGGCAAGAGAUGCAGGCAGACAAAUCACUAAACAGAAUUUCAAUUUUUCUCUUCUGUUGCUUCCUUCUGUUUCUUAUUUUCAAAGUUUUGAGCACUUGUUGGUUGCUGAGAACAUAUCAACUCGACUCCAGAGACAUAUAUCGCAAGAUGAUUGAUGAUAGACUGAGACAUUUGGUCUUUCUCAAGUCCAACUUUACGUUCUCUGAUGAUGUUGGUGGUCCAUUUGGACUCUGGAGGUUUAGGUUUCAAUAUGUUAAUGUUGGCCAGUUGGCAAUGGCUUUUCUAAGCAAUGCCAUCACAAUUCUCUUACUCACCAGCAAUGUUUUGUACUGUUUAGAUGCAUAUGAUGAGUAG
Messenger RNA from Sphenostylis stenocarpa, 987 nucleotides. Lineage: Eukaryota; Viridiplantae; Streptophyta; Magnoliopsida; Fabales; Fabaceae. The record is from the annotation of a GenBank genome assembly.